CACACAAAGAGAUGCAAAAAUUUAUUAAAAAUUUACCAAAUUAUGAUGUUGUCAUCACCGAGGUAAAAAUAUGAAAUUUUUUUUAAACAACAAAAGAAUUACGGAAAUUAUUUAUUUUUUUUAGGCAUUUGCAGCGAAUUGUUAUUUUGGAUUUGGAUACAUUUUAAAAGUACCUGUAAUAAUUGUUUCUACAUUUUUAAAAGAAUUUUCAUGGCAAUCGCACAUAAUUGGUAAUCCAAGUUCAAUUGCUUUUACUACGAAUGUUUUGCUUAAUAUGGUGUUGCCUAAAACAUUUUUUCAACGCUUAAAAAGCACUUUUGUUUUUUAUCAAAGUAGAUAUAUUUUUGAAAAAAUUACUCAUGUACAAACAGAAGCUAUGAGAAAAUAUUUGAGUUCAGAUAUACCAAAUAUAAGAGAAAUUGAAAAAACUGUUUCAUUAAUGUUUGUUAAUUCACAUCAUACUUUAUUUGCCAUACGGCCUAACACUCCGGCUGUAAUACCAAUUGCUGGUAUUCACAUUGAAGAAAAUGAUGACGAACUAUCUUUAGAACUGAAAAAGUGGAUGGAUGAUAGUAUUCAUGGUGUAAUUUACUUUAACCUCGGUGCUAUGAUGCUGAUUGAAAGUUUUCCUAGAGACACUCUUCUUGCUUUUUAUGCAUCAUUUGCUAAAGUAGCUCCUAUAAGGAUACUCAUGAAAAUUGCGAGUGAAGAUAAGUUACCACCAGGUUUACCUCAAAAUAUUUUGACAUUAUCAUGGAUCCCUCAAAUUCCCGUUUUAAAGCACAACAACACAAAGGUUUUUAUCACUCAUGGAGGACUAAUGAGUUUACAAGAAGCAAUUUACCAUGCUGUACCUAUGAUAGGGCUACCAUUUUUUAUUGAUCAAUUAUCGAAUAUUGAAAUUUGUGUUGAAAAAAAUAUAGGCAUUCGUUUGGAUUUAAAAACAUUAACUGAAACAAAAUUAAAUAAUGCAUUGAAUCUCAUUCUUAAUGAUUCAAAAUACAGAAAAGCUGUUUUACGUGAAUCGCGUCUCUUUAAGGAUCGACCAAUGAGUGCAAUAGAGACUGCAAAUUUUUGGGUUGAAUAUGUCAUUAGAAAUGGACCAAAUUGUUUAAGAUCACCAGCAGUCGAUUUGCAUUGGUGGCAAGUGGAACUUUUAGAUAUUUAUGGAUUUUUACUAUUUCUUUUUAUUUCAAUACUGUGGUUAAUUGUAUUUUCUAUAAAAUUUAUUGUUAUAUUUAUUAAAUCAACAAAGCUCGAUAUUGACAAUAAAAAAAGAAGCUAAUUAUACAGAAAAUUUUUAAAAAAUUUGAAUACUCAAAAUUUUCAAUCUCCGAUUAGAAAUAAUUAAACUAAAUUCACUAUGUAGAUAAUGAUUUUCUUCAAAUGUACGGCAUAUUAUAAUAAGUACUGAGAGUGGAAAAUUUUAGAUUAUCAUCAAAAUUAGGAGUACUAAAAAUAAUAUUUAACAAAUAAAACUGAAUUGACUGCAGCUAAUUGUCUUUUAUCUUAAAAAAUAUUUUUAA
Molecule: messenger RNA, 1526 nt
Organism: Leptopilina boulardi
Lineage: Eukaryota; Metazoa; Arthropoda; Insecta; Hymenoptera; Figitidae
Product: UDP-glycosyltransferase UGT5-like
Exons: 4
Coding region: 275-1285 (336 amino acids)
Molecular function (GO): UDP-glycosyltransferase activity
Source: RefSeq, a predicted model, not a curated record